CGAUUUCAUCCGCACAACGAGCGAUGGCGGAACAAGCAUUUGUCGGCGCAGGCCAACGCCCGGGCCUUGUGGCGUGGCGUAUUGAGAAAUUGGUCCCUGUGCCCGUGACCAAGGACCUGCACAAGCUCCACACCGGCGACUCGUACAUCUUCCUCCAAACGACCCAAAAGAAUAACGCUUUGACGUGGAACAUCCACUUCUGGCUGGGCAAAGAUACGUCCCAAGACGAAAGCGGUGUUGCGGCAUACAAGACCGUCGAACUCGAUGAGGCGCUUGGUGGUGGCCCUGUGCAAUAUCGCGAAUGCCAGGGUUUUGAAAGCGACUUGUUCUUGUCGUAUUUCAAGAACACGGGUGUUGAGUACUUGCCGGGCGGUGUUGACAGCGGGUUCAACAAGGUUGUCCGUGACCAAUACGAAACCAAGCUUCUCCAAGUCAAGGGUAAGCGCACCGUGCGUGUUAACCAAGUGCCCACCAAGAACACGUCCCUUACCAAAGACGACGUGUACAUUUUGGACCUCGGUUUGGAAAUCUUUGUGUACAACGGCGCCACUGCCAAUCGUCAAGAAAAGGCCAAGGCAUUGGACUACGUCCGCCAAUUGAACAAUAACGAGCGAGGCGCGCGCGCCCAAAUUACGUUUUUGGACGACGAACCCAAAAAUGACAAAUUCUGGAGCACUUUGGGUGGCUUCAUCAACGUGACCAAGGAAGGUGGGGAUGACGACGCUCACGACCAAGCUCACCGCGAGUCGAUCAAGUUGAUUCAACUCAGCGACGCUUCUUCGUCGUUGAAGACCGUCGAUGUGACGCCCAAGGACGGCAUCUUGAAGAAGGACCUGUUGAAUUCGAACGAUGUGUUCAUUGUUGACGCUGGCAACGUACUUCACGUCUGGAUUGGCCGUGGCGCGUCUGCGGACGAGCGCAAGAACGGCGUGAUCUACGCGUCACAGUACUUGACACAAACCAAGCGUCCUCCGCAAACUCCCAUCACCCGUGUGGCGGAAGGCGGCGAAGGCGCAGCGUUCAAGGCGCUUUUCCGCGCAUGGGACCCUCCCCGAACGAUUUCGUUUGGCCAACAGCCGUCGGCAACCUCGAACAACCCUGCUGUAGAUCGCCCGGGUGUGGAUGCCUCGGCCCUCUUUUCGUCGUCGGCAGCUGAAGACGACGACUUGUUUGCCGGUCAAGAAGGCACCAACUCAGUCAAGGUGUGGCGCAUUGAAAACCUGGAAAAGGUCGAAGUCGAAACGAACACGUACGGCCAAUUCUUCGGUGGCGACUCGUACGUCGUGUUGAACACGUUUACGCCCAAGAGCGGUGCCAAGCAGUCUCAUGUGAUUUACUUCUGGCAAGGUCGCCAAUCGUCGCAGGACGAAAAGGCCGCAAGUGCGCUAUGGGCACAACGUUUGGACGACGAAAUGGGCGGGUCCCCUGUUCAAGUGCGUGUUGUGCAAGGAAAGGAGCCAUCGCACUUCCGCCGAUUGUUCCUGGGUAAGCUGAUCGUACACGCGGGCGGCAAGGCGAGCGGGUUCAAGAACCGCAACGACGAAGACUCGUACGACAACGACGGCGUUUCCCUCUUCCACAUCAAGGGGACGUCUGAACUCAACACGUUUGCCACGCAAGUCGAUGAAAUCGCGGCCAACUUGAACUCAGGCGACGUGUUUGUGUUGACGACGCCCAAGGUCGUGUACCAGUGGCAAGGGUCUGGGUCGAACUCGGAAGAACGCCGCGUCGCGGCCAACAUUGUGUCGAUUCUCAAGGGGCAUCGCCCCGUGACGGUCGUUGACGAAGGCAACGCGGACGACGCGUUCUGGGCUUUCUUGGGCGGUAAGACCGACUACCCCAAGGUCAAGGCUGGCCAAGAAGCCGAACACGAACCUCGCCUCUUCCACGUCACCAACGAGACGGGCUACUUCAAUGCGUCCGAAAUCCACUCGUUUGCCCAGGACGACUUGAAUGUUGACGACGUCUUCCUCCUGGAUUGCUACACGACUCUCUACAUGUGGGUCGGCCAAGGCGCGAACGAAACGGAAAAGCAUGGCGCCUUGAAGAUAGCGAACGACUACCUGGCCGCUGCCCAAAGCGACGGCCGUGGCGAAGGCACACCGAUCAUCACGGUCCAGUCGGGCAAGGAACCUUCCAUCUUCACAUGCCACUUUGCCGGAUGGGACCCUAAGUUCUUCCACCUACCUGCGUUUAUCGACCCGUACGAGGCGAAGCUGCAAAAAAUCCGUGAAGAAAAGGCCAAGGCCGCCGGUGUGGCUACCCCUGCUGCUGCUCCCGUGCGCACGCCACCUGCCCCCGUAGCUGUCGCGGCGGUCGGAGAGAACCAAAAGUUCACGUUGGAGCAACUCGUGGCUGGCGUCGAAGGCAUCGACUUGACACGGAAGGAAUCGUACUUGAGCGACGCUGAGUUCAAGACUGUGUUUGGCAUCACGCGCGGCGAAUUUGACGCAUUGCCCAAGUGGAAGCAACAGGCAAAGAAGAAGGAAGUCCGACUGUUCUAAGCGUCGCCAGUCGAUUCCGUCCGUCAUGCUGCGGCAAACGUUGACUAAUUAGAGCAAGUUCAUGUGUGAGCAAGUAAAUGCUACGAGUUACUAUUAAUAUUUGCCGGUCAUUAAGAAGUAGAGCAGAAUAAACACAACGAUGACAAAACCAACGAGCAACCACAUGUGCUUGCCCCCGCCUGUCUCCA
Molecule: messenger RNA, 2692 nt
Organism: Aphanomyces invadans
Lineage: Eukaryota; Oomycota; Saprolegniomycetes; Saprolegniales; Verrucalvaceae
Exons: 2
Coding region: 24-2504 (826 amino acids)
Biological process (GO): cytoskeleton organization
Molecular function (GO): actin filament binding
Source: RefSeq, a predicted model, not a curated record